GUUCUCUGGCAAACAAAAUCAUUGAAGACAAAUGGGACUGUGACGGUGGUUCUUGUGGUGGUGAUUUGUCUUGCUCCUCUUCUUGUUCUACAUGAUUUUUAAUUUCGAAUUCAAUCGUGAUUUUUGUGAGAAAUUAACAUUCAGACCUCUGUUUUUAUUUUCUUGUUCUAACUGUUAAUUUGGGCAAGUUCACCCACCGUUCGAGAAAACAUAAAAAAAUCUCUUCAACAACUUGAUCGCCACUGCGCCGCCGCAGAAGAUGAACCUGCCGGAGCUUCCAUCGGUGGAGGAAUGUGAUCUGCCAAUUGUCGAUUUGGGGCAGCUCGAACUAGAGAUAGCUAUAACCACUGGAUCGAGGAAUGGGCAACGAAGAAUGCGCAAGAACCACUGGAUCGAGGAAUGGGCGACGAAGAGAGAGAAUCUCGAGCACCAUUUCCGGUGGACCCGCCGCAACCUUGCCCUCGCCGGAAUCUUCGGAAUCGCCGUCCCCGUCCUCGUCUACAAAGGCAUCGUCAAAGAUUUCGUGUUUUUUUUUCUCUCUUGGCCCCCCUCUUCUCUUACGAUGAUUUGAUUGGUUCUAAUUCCAAUUUCAUUCCUUGUAUUUUUAAAGUGACUCUGUUUGUGCCCUAAUCAAUUUAUCGAAUCAACGCCU
Molecule: messenger RNA, 652 nt
Organism: Erythranthe guttata (spotted monkey flower)
Lineage: Eukaryota; Viridiplantae; Streptophyta; Magnoliopsida; Lamiales; Phrymaceae
Source: RefSeq, a predicted model, not a curated record